ACACUUAUAUACAAGAUUGUAAAUCAACCAAUAUCUUAUUUCUACAUUAUUUAUAUAGUAGUAUUACUGAUAAAUGUACCUAUUUACUAUUACUUAUUUAAUCUUUUUUACCACACUGUACACUAUCGAGGGUCAUCAUUCUGAGGAAACUAAUAACUGAACGGACCCUCAAUCGCGCCGCGACUCUAUGGAAUGUCACAUUCAAACCGUCAAACAAAUGGAUAUUUGAAUUCUGACAUUUCUGACGGUUAAAAAUUCAAUUCAAGCAAGCCAAAGCCAAACAAACUUUUUGCUUCGGUGUUUUAAAUUGGAUUAUCAUUAUUAUUUGUGAAAACAACAAAUUUUAUUUGGAAUGGUGUCAUUCUAAUGAUUGUGCUUGUGAAUUUGGUGUGAAUAUUUGAUAUUUAUCUUGGAAACUACUUUAGUAAGAUGGUGAAGGUGGAACGAAAUCCCCGCCUAGGCGCGCUGGGCGGCCCCAAGGCGCGGGGCCAGGGCUCCGUGCCUUCUCGUAGCGGUUCCACCCAGAACAUGGCCGCUAAUAUUAAAGUGGUAGUGCGAGUGCGGCCUCCCAAUCCCAAGGAGAUGGAGUUGAACAGCCGCGUCGUCAUCGACGUGGUGGACGACCGGAUGCUGGUGUUCGACCCCAAGGAGGAACAGCUUCCGUUCUACCACCAAGGAGUCCAACAACCCAACCGGAACUUUCUCAAACGUCCAAACAAGGAGUUAAAAUUUGUGUUCGACAACGUUUGCGGCGUCAACUCCAGUAAUCAAGAUGUAUUUGAGACCACAACUAAGGAUAUCUUGGCGUCCCUCAUGGAUGGUUACAAUUGCUCGGUAUUUGUCUAUGGUGCCACAGGAGCCGGUAAAACGUUCACAAUGAUUGGCACUCAAGAAAACCCCGGCAUCACAUACUUGACCAUGGAGCACCUGUUCUAUUCCAUGAACUCUUUUGAAAAAGAAAGAGAGUUUGACAUAUCAGUGUCCUAUAUUGAGGUUUACAAUGAAAAUGUAUUUGACUUGCUAAAGCCAUCGAAGACCCCUCUUCAACUCAGAGAAGACAACAAAUAUGGAGUGAUGGUCGCCGGCAUCACUCUAAAAUCUAUCAAAACUUCAGAGGAAUUGCUGAGCAUGCUAGAGAGUGGGAACAAGAACCGAACCCAGCACCCCACGGACGCUAAUGCUGAGAGUUCCAGGAGCCAUGCCGUCUUCCAGGUAUACAUUACAAUGAGGUACAGAAUCAGCAGUCAGGUGCGUAUGGUGAAGCUGUCCAUGAUAGACCUGGCGGGGAGCGAGCGAGCCUCGGCCACGGGCUGCGUGGGCCAGCGCUUCAAGGAAGGAGCCAACAUCAACCGCAGCUUACUGUCCCUUGGCAACUGCAUUAACAAGCUAGCUGAUGGUGGCAGCUACGUACCUUACAGGGACUCGAAAUUAACCCGUCUACUAAAAGACAGCCUUGGGGGCAAUUGCAAAACGGUUAUGAUUGCUAAUGUAUCACCAUCCAGCUUGAGCUACGAAGACACAUACAAUACUCUGAAAUAUGCCGCCCGAGCCAACAAGAUCCAGCUCAGCAUAAAGAAAAACAUUGUAGACGGUGAUGUUCGACACUCGCAGUAUGUGAAACUGAAUGAAGAACUGAAAAAGAAGGUUAAAGAACUGGAGGCGAAGCUUUCACUGUCCAGUUUGAAGACAGUGGCUAGGGAAGCCGACUUGGUGAAGGAAAAAGCAACCAAGGACUGGCGUCGUCGCAUCCUAGACGAGGAGCGGUCGCUCUCCGCUCUUGAAAGCCAGCUGUUGUCGCUCAUGUCGUGCCAGCGGGUGCUGGCGCUGCGGCACCGCCUGCGCACUCGCGCCUUCAGCCACGUGGUCGACCUCGCGCACCGCUCGUCCAGCGAUGGGAUGGAGCAGGUAUGCACGGAGGACAUCCCGCGGCAGGAGCGCGCGGCCGAGAGCUACAUGAAGCAGUCCGUGCAGCUCGACACCAAGAUCCUCGCCGCCUGGGGCCGCUACAGCGACUGCCGCAAGAAGAUGGACAUCCUGUGCACACAGGCACUAGCCAACUGCCCGGAGUUAGACGACUUCGUCAAACUGAUCAAACUGCAGAGCCAAAUGCGACAAACCGAAGCCAAGGAUAAACUGAACAAGAAGCUAUUAGUGAUUGAGAACGACGAAAUUAACGCGUUCGCUGACUACAUGUGCGAGAUGCCGAGCAUGCUCAAAAAGCUCUAUCUCACUUUGAAAGGCUACGACAAAGCUACCCCGGCGCUGACUAGCGAGUACCUCGACAUCAUGAGGAAAGCCAAGUCGGCUAAAGCAAUCUCGUGGUCGGACGACGACAGCGAAUCCUGUGACGCACACUUCAAGUUUCUCACGACUCUCGACUUGGACAAGCCUUGUAGCAUUCCCGACUUUAAUCUCACAAGGAAUAAGGAAGAAAUUAUUAAUUCGACAAUUGAUAUUGUGACGGAUAGCGACGACCUAACUGACAUAGAAAACCGGGAGCCAGUCGUCGAGUGUGGCAUGAAGCGCAAGGGAACUCCAAUCAAGCUUGCGAAUAACGAAACCAUAAUCAUUGACGACUCAUUCGAAGCUCUAGACACCACGAGGACCAUGUCAUCGGCUAAAAAGAUAAAAAAAGAUAUUGGCGACAUCGCUCCCGACGUAGAAAACUACGCAAGUGUCAUUGACCCAAAAGAUUUGAACUCGACAUUCGUCCUGGCUGGGAAAAUGGAGGCGUUGAAGAAGUUUCCCAUUAAAUCCGAGCCCAUCCAGCCAGUCAAGAAAGGACUUUCUGACAGGACGAACACAAUGCAAAGGACAGUCACCUUCGGCGACAACAAAGCGAGACCCGUGAAGCCGGUGAUUGGCAAGGCGGUGGCGUUCCGGCGGCCGGCGGCGCCCGCGCCCGCCACGGGCUCUGGGGGCUUCGGGUCGACACUAUCGCGGGACGGCACGCCGCUGCAGAGGAAUGUGCAAGAGAUGCGAUCGAAGACGAAUGUAACUGAAAAACAGUCAGUGGGUUUUAAAGCUGUUCGCGCGAGGGAGAGAGUCCAGACGCACCCCUACUCCCGACCCAACGCCUUCAGCCGCCGGUGACUUCCAGAACAUUCCACCAUGUGACCUAGAACAUACAAGAAGAACCGAAGACAUUUAGCAUAGGCUGUAUACUUAAUAGUAAGUAUGGUAACUGACUGAAGGUUUGUAUUUAUUUUUAUUUUUUUCUUUUAUACGACUAAAUUAAGGUCUAUAGAUAUUGAUAUGUUAUUGUUAAUGUACAUUUUAAUCAAGCAUAGGAAAGGAAAUAAAAGGAUAUUAAUGGAUGUUAAUUAGGUUUCAGAGCACCGAAAUCGUUUUCAUACGUGAAAUGCGCAUAAAACACGAUUAUCGGUGUUACUGUUUUAUGAUCAAAAAUUCACUUUAUUGCGGACCGGUAAAGUAUUUUUUGGGCUGUAUUAUUGAUUGAUAAUAAUUAUGUAUAAGUAAAGGUUAUUGCUUUGUAAAAUUACGUCAAACCUUCGGCCGAAUAUGUUUUAGAAAUGGUUUUUAGCUUUGCGUGUUAGCUUUUAAAAUAACUUUAACUUGUUUAGCUUUAAUUUACUGUAAGAGAAUUUUCUAAUAAGUAUACUUUACUAGUUAAUAUAUUUUAGCUUCGAGAAAGCAUUUUGAAACCUUAGUUCCCUAAUGAUGCCGAUGCAGUGAAUUUCAUUCCGCAUUAGGUACUUUUAACUGAUUAUGAUUAUAGCAAUAACAAUUAUCAGAUUUUGAAACUGCUUAUGGAUUUGUGUUUUAUUAUUUUUAUAUUUACGUAAGAAAUGUAGUUUGUAAAGAAUUUGUCAAUGCCUUUUUAAGAAUCUUACCUAAGCCAUAAGCCCUCGAGUCCACUGAAUUGACGACCUAAGGCAUUUAGUGGUUUGACGAGGAAGGCAGAGGUCGUGGUGCUACUUGGGAGUGGCCUUAUGUGUCUAUGCCGCUUACGGCAUGAGGUGGCAUCAGAAGGGCUAGCACGGAGCGCAUAAUAAAGACGUGACAAGAGUUUUGCAUCGCGCUCACUCACAUCGCACAGCCUCAAGAGCGAGCGCGACGGAGAACUCUUGUCACGUCUUAACAGUGCCCUGUGCUACAGGGGCAGAACGAGUUUUCGCACCGUCACUACGAACCGUUUCUAUUAACUUGUUGUGAGCGUCUUGUCGCGUCGACCCACCAAAGAAUCCAAUAAAAACUGUGCUUAAAUCUCAUGUCGCCCGCGGCCUACUGACCUUAAGGACUUCCAACCGGUAAAUCUUCAGUCGUUUCUGCCAGCAGUAGGUACCUAUGUGACUGAAUAGGUCUUCACGUCUUCCGAAAACCAUAAUCAGCUCUAUAAAAGGCAAGACUGUUCCAACUAAACAAUAAUGUUUGACUGAUGAUGUAUUUUAAUGUAACUUUACUAAUUUUAUAAAUGAUUGUAUUUUUGUAAAUUUAUUAAUGAUACCUAAUGCCUAUGAUAUUGCUAAUGAUUGUGUGAUAGUAAAUGAUUAAUAAAGACCAUUGUUUGUA
Plutella xylostella (diamondback moth) is the source of this 4533-nucleotide messenger RNA. RefSeq lists its product as uncharacterized. Gene Ontology annotation, biological process: microtubule-based movement. The record is from RefSeq and is a predicted model, not a curated record. Gene Ontology annotation, molecular function: microtubule motor activity; ATP binding; microtubule binding. NCBI's taxonomy places the organism in Eukaryota, Metazoa, Arthropoda, Insecta, Lepidoptera, Plutellidae.